Messenger RNA from Oryzias latipes (Japanese medaka), 3409 nucleotides. It is a transcript of the gene wwp2, whose product is annotated as WW domain containing E3 ubiquitin protein ligase 2. The record is from RefSeq and is a predicted model, not a curated record. Gene Ontology annotation, molecular function: RNA polymerase II-specific DNA-binding transcription factor binding; ubiquitin protein ligase activity. Gene Ontology annotation, cellular component: cytoplasm. Gene Ontology annotation, biological process: protein K63-linked ubiquitination; regulation of monoatomic ion transmembrane transport; proteasome-mediated ubiquitin-dependent protein catabolic process. NCBI's taxonomy places the organism in Eukaryota, Metazoa, Chordata, Actinopteri, Beloniformes, Adrianichthyidae.
CCCCCUCCUCCUCCCUCUGACGUCACUGGAUCACGUGGCUUUAUCAGUGAUGCGGAAAUGAAAGUUCACUAGCUACAGCGGCGGAGUACAGCUGAAAAAGAGCUGGGAUGUCAUGGCAGCUGCCAGCGUGACCAGACCUGGCAGUGCUCAGAGUACAGAAAAGUCUCAGUUGAUCCUGAAAGUGGUGUCAGCAAAGCCCCAGUCCCCCAAGCUGCCGAACCGUCAGUCCAGACUCAGCUCCUUUGUGGAGGUGACGGCCGACGGUCUGACCAGUGAAACCAAGAAAACCGGCAAACGCAGCGGGAACCUGGAGCUGCAGUGGAACGAAGACCUCACUCUGAACGUGACGCCUCAGAGUCGUCUGGAUCUGAAGCUCUGGAGCUGCCACACCUUGAGAAAGGAGCUGCUGGGCAGCGCCACCAUCGACCUUCUGGAGACGCUGCGCACUCACGAUGGCAAAAUGGAGAACGUCCAGCUGAGUCUGGUGCUGCAGACGGAGAACAAAGGCUCGGUUGUGGCAGGAGGGGAGCUCAACGUCUGUCUGGACGGCAUGGUUGUUGAUUUGGGCUCUCUGCCCAAUGGCAGCGCAGCAGCAGACAAGAUUCUUCAGUCUGACAGACCCAACCUGAGAAGGACGCAGAGUGAAGAGAGUGCAUCUGCAUCACACAGCAGGACCAACAGGCUCUCAGUGGGGGGUCUGCAUGGCGAAACGACAGGGGGCUCCAGGGGGAGCUCUUUAACUAAUGGGGAGCUGAGCGAGGAGCCGGGCUCUUGUGCUCGCCAUCCACCCUUGAAGAGUCAUGGCAGUCCUGGGGGCAGUGCUGAUAAAGUGGAAGUCAUGUCGAACGGGAUGGAGAGCAGUUGUGGGGCCGUGGCCCGACAGACUCCUCCUCCUCCAUCCUCUCCAUCGGGCCGAUCUCCUGCCGCCAGCAGCAGCGGAAGCCCGUCUCCGGGUCAGGAGGCCCAGGGUACAGCCGCCCCUGCAGAGCCCAGCCCCAACGCCACGUCCAACACAGAACAAAGCGGCACCAGCACCGCAGAGCCCAACACAGACUCACUACCGACUGGCUGGGAGCAGCGGGUUUUGCCUCACGGGAGAGUGUAUUACGUCGACCACAACACCAAAACCACAACUUGGGAGAGACCACUGCCUGCAGGCUGGGAGAAGCGAGUGGAUCAGCGGGGCCGGUUCUACUAUGUGGACCACAACACCAGAACCACCACGUGGCAGAGGCCCACGGCCGAGUCGGUGCGCAACUACCAGCAGUGGCAGAGCCAGCGCAGCCAGCUGCAGGGCGCGAUGCACCAGUUCAGCCAGCGCUUCCUCUACCAGCCGUCUGGUGCUCCGGUGGAAAAUGACCCUCUGGGCGCGCUGCCUCCCGGAUGGGAGAAGCGUCAGGACAACGGCAGAGUCUACUUUGUCAACCACAACACACGGACGACUCAGUGGGAUGAUCCUCGGACCCAAGGGAUGAUCAAGGAGCACCCCCUGCCCCCGGGCUGGGAGAUGAAGUACACCGCGGAGGGAGUACGAUAUUUUGUGGACCACAACUCCCGUACCACCACCUUUAAAGACCCCAGACCCGGGUUUGAGCCAGGGUCACGGCAGGGCGGCUCACCCGGAGCAUACGAUCGCAGCUUUAGGUGGAAAUACCACCAGUUCCGUUUCCUGUGUCAUUCCAACGCCUUGCCAAGCCACGUGAAGAUCUCCGUGUCCAGACAGACGCUGUUUGAGGAUUCAUUUCAGCAGAUCAUGAAUGUGAAGCCGUACGAUCUUCGUCGUCGACUCUACAUCAUCAUGAGAGGGGAGGAGGGGCUUGACUAUGGCGGCAUCGCCAGAGAGUGGUUCUUCCUGCUGUCACACGAAGUCCUGAACCCCAUGUACUGUUUGUUUGAAUACGCCGGCAAGAACAACUACUGCCUCCAGAUCAACCCCGCCUCCUCCAUCAACCCCGACCACCUCACCUACUUCCGCUUCAUCGGCCGCUUCAUCGCCAUGGCUCUGUACCACGGAAAGUUCAUCGACACCGGCUUCACGCUGCCGUUCUACAAGCGAAUGCUGGACAAGAAACCCACCCUCAAAGACCUGGAGUCCAUAGACCCCGAGUUUUAUAACUCCAUCAUGUGGGUCAAGGAGAACAACCUGGCGGAAUGUGGGGUGGAGCUGUACUUCGCUCAGGACAUGGAGAUCCUCGGGAAAGUUUCCACCCACCAGCUGAAGGACGACGGCGAGAACGAACUGGUCACGGAGGAAAACAAGGAAGAGUACAUCAGCCUGCUGACGGACUGGAGGUUCACCCGCGGGGUGGAGGAGCAGACGAAAGCCUUUCUUGACGGCUUCAACGAGGUGGUUCCUCUGGAAUGGCUUCGCUACUUUGAUGAGAAGGAGCUGGAGCUGAUGCUGUGCGGGAUGCAGGAGAUCGAUCUGGCCGACUGGCAGAAGAACACCAUCUACCGGCACUACACCAAGAACAGCAAGCAGAUCCACUGGUUCUGGCAGGUGGUGAAGGAGAUGGACAACGAGAAGAGAAUCCGUCUGCUCCAGUUUGUAACAGGAACCUGCCGACUGCCGGUCGGCGGCUUCCAGGAACUUAUAGGAAGUAAUGGUCCCCAGAAGUUCUGCAUAGACAAAGUGGGGAAGGAGACUUGGCUUCCAAGAAGCCACACAUGCUUCAAUCGUCUGGACCUGCCGCCCUACAAAAGCCUGGAGCAGCUCCGAGAGAAACUCCUCUUCGCCAUCGAGGAAACGGAAGGAUUUGGACAGGAGUGACUCACAGCCGUUGCACCGGCAACACAAAAACACUAAAUUCAGCAUGACCGUUUUUAUUGUUUUAGAUUCAUGUGUUCCUCCCGGGGUUAAAACUUUGGCCUCAUCCGGGGAGUAGAGUCCCAAGGGUGAACUGAAACUUGACGUUUGAGACCCAAAACACAGAGGAUGUGUGUGUAGUUGCUCAUGUUGUGUAUGUGCACAUAGACAGUGUGUGUGUGUGUGUGUGUGUGUGUGGGUUUUGAACAGAAGACACACCCCCACUGCCCGCUUCCAAGCGCACUAAAGCCAGAUGGCAUUACGGCCUUAAUGCCACCUCAUGUCAACAGCACAGCUACCCGCAGAUGCAGUAAAGCAAAUUCACCCCAAACACAUUUUUAACCUUUUGAAGCGAGCAGCGAACGAGACGGACUGAGUACAUGAAUGAAUUCACUUCAUUCGUUAAUCACAGGGCUAAACACCCCCCCCCCCCCCCCCCAAGGCCCCGCGUUUGGGGGCGUGUCCGGGGCCCAAGUCUAUUACUGAAGCUAAAGAGAAGAGAUGCAAUUUUAUUUUUUAUCUUUCUGUUACUUGUGAAAGUCAGCAUUUUCUCUUGUACAGAUCCAAAAAAUAAAAAGAAACUGAGUCUUAAUACAGUCUUAA